Astyanax mexicanus (Mexican tetra) is the source of this 2471-nucleotide messenger RNA. RefSeq lists its product as uncharacterized. The transcript has 8 exons. The coding region runs from base 104 to 1654 and encodes 516 amino acids. Lineage: Eukaryota; Metazoa; Chordata; Actinopteri; Characiformes; Acestrorhamphidae. The record is from RefSeq and is a predicted model, not a curated record.
CUGGAGGUGAUCUGAUAUAAAAGCUGAGUAUCAGUUCACACAGAGCACAGUGACACAUUCUACACUGACACUCAGGUCCAAGUGUCUGCUCAGCUAUAAAACGAUGCAGGUCUUGUGGAUUCUGUUCUGCUCUGCUUUUAUUACAGAGUUGUGUGCUGGGGAAUCUGUGCGACUGCGUUAUGGCCAAAAGCUGAGUAUCAAACUCAAAGAUAAGAACAAUACGCUGGAGUUUACGUCUGCAAACAGAACUCGCAGCUGCUCUCUCUGGCCCAGGAGCGCUCAGUGUAAACGAGGAGAAGUGAGCGGAUUCUUGUCUAAGAGCUUCAGUAUUACGUCUGUUCGUUUUGAUGACCAGGGAACCUACACCCAGAGAAACAACCAGAGCAAAGUGGUUUCUGCCACCACACUAACGGUUUACUCCUCAACAGAAAGCAGGACUUUACAGAUUGGUCAAACUCUCAGUAUUUCACUGGAAGGUCUUUUGAGGACUGAAGCCAGUCUGAGUUUCUCCAGCAGUGAGGGGAACAUCCUGCUGGUGCAGAGAGGAUCACGUGUGGGGACACUUCCAGACAACUCACCCAUCCAGGUCUCCAGCAGCAGCAUCCAGGUGCUCAGUGUUCACGCCUCAGAUGGAGGGAGGUACACUCUCUCAGACAGGGAAGGUCGUGAGGUCAAGGUCGUCACUCUAAGAGUUACUGCCUCUACAGGCAGUCAGAGUUUACUGGUUGGUCAGACUCUCAGUGUUCCUCUGGGAGAUCAGUGGAGGAGUGAAGCCAGUCUGCGUUUCUCCAGUAAAGACGUGACGCUCAUGCUGGUGCAGCGAGGCUCACCUGUGCACCACCCCGGCUACUCCGGACGGAUCCAGGUGAGCAGCAGCAGUAUCCAGGUGCUCAGUGUUCAGGUGUCGGAUGGAGGGAAGUACACACUGCUGGACGGGAAAGAUCAUGAGGUCAAGGUCAUCACUGUAAAAGUCACUGAUCCCUGUGCCUCAAAAAUUCAGAAUAUGGACCUUUCUUAUGGCCACCAGUUGAGCAUCUACCUGCUAUACCAGAUUGGUUCACUGGAGUUUAAAUUUAUUAAUGAAACCCAGAUUAACACCAUCUGGUCCAGUAGCAUCCAGCCUGAAAGAGGAGCAGUGGAAGGAUCUGGAUUUGAUAUGCACUUCAUAAUUAACUCUGUCAACUUUGAGGAUCAGGGAGAUUACACUCAGAAGAACAACUUCAGCAAAGUGAUCUGUGUCACUAAAGUGAAAGUUCACACUGAUAGGAACACCCAGUACUGUGUGGAAGGAAAGACGUUCACCAUUUCUCUGGCCGGCCUCUCGAGUGAGGAAGCCACUCUGCGUUUCUCCAGUAAAGAUGUGAACGUGAUGCUGGUGCAGCGAGGCUCACCAGUGGAGAAUCUGGAUGAGUACAGUAAUCGGAUACAAGUGACCAGCAGCAGCAUCCAGGUGAUGAACGUGAACGCAUCAGAUGUGGGCCAGUACACACUUAUUGAUGGAAAAGGUCGUGAGGUCAAGAUCGUCACAUUAGGACUCGCUGAACCUGUGAACUUGGCGUUUUUAGGUUUUCUGGUGCUGGUUGUUCUGGUGCUCGCUGUUCUCGGGUACUGCAAGUGGGGGUCAGAGCAGUGCCAGUUCCAGAUAUCAGCUUAAGAAGAAGCACAAUCAUUAACAAUUAUCAUGACAUAACAUUUCCCCCAAAAAUAAUUACAAUAUAUAAUAUUGAUAUUACUGUAAUUUUAAGACUUUUAUACUACUUACUUUUAUACGCUUUAAAUUAUUGUGACAGAACGAGAUGUCUGUACUGCUUUUAUGACACUGUUAUUAUCUGCAUUAUAAAGUAGUGCAGAUUUAGGUUGAAUUUUGUUUAGAAUUGUGUCUACACUCCAAAACAUGAGCUGCCAAAGAUAACAAUACAAUAAAGUUUUACAGUAUAUUGUACUGUAUGUAUGUAUACUGUUUAUUUUUAUGUUAAAGCUUUUAAAGCUUCUGUUUUGCAGAUGCUGUUUAAAGUGGUACAUGCUUAAAUUGACAGAAUUUUCCUGUAUUUACCAUUUUAAUCGAUCAAUCAAAGGAUUUUUCAAAUACAGAAGUAUGCAAAUAUACAACAUAUAAUGAGGACCUAUUUUUAGUAAUCUACGGUUGAGCUGUUAAUCCAUGCACUGUGCGGUUAGAAUUAGGGCGUGACAGUGUGUCUUUGCUAUUGUAAUGCCAGGAAAAGUACACCAUGUGUGGCUUUCAUCAAUUAUUCACCAUGUAAUUCUUUUAAUUAAUUACGGGUGUGUUUUGGGCAUCAGAUCCAACCCUACACUUCCCACCUUUGAAUACUUGGUAUAGUUGUGAAAUCGUGAGCUCAGGAAAUAUGUUCCAUAAAUCCACGGUGAAUUGUGUUCAUUUUUGUCUGUUUAUAAAAGUAUACAUUGUAAGAAAUUUUAUAUGCUGGCCAAAUCAAUAAAAAAAUGAAACUAUU